GGAUCAGAUUGGGAUUUUGGAUUUACAUCAGCGCAAUAAAUGGAAAAUGCAUGGACGCAGUGCUGCGAUUAAUGGAGUUUACAUCUUUGAGUAACUUCUAGUACAGGACGAUCAGGAUGAAAAGAUGGCGACCAUGCUCUUGCCAGCGGGUCCUGAUGGCUUGCGACCGUACACUCGAGAGUCUCUGGCGGCCAUCGAGCAGAGGAUCAGCGAAGAGCGGACCGAGAACACGAAGGAUAACAAGACGGAUCCGGGGAACACAGAGGAGCCCAAACCCCGCGCUGACCUGGAGGCCGGGAAAGUGCUGCCUCGUAUCUUUGGUGACAUCCCCGCAGGACUGGUCGGAGUCCCACUGGAGGACAUCGACCCUUUCUACUUCAAAAAUCAGAGGACCUUUAUAGUACUAAACAAGGGAAAAGCCAUCUUCCGCUUCAGUGCCACAUCUGCGCUCUACAUAUUCACUCCAUUUGACUGCAUCAGAAGAAUCGCCAUAAGAAUCCUAGUCCAUUCUUUGUUUAGCUUGUUCAUCAUGUGCACAAUUUUGACAAACUGUUGCUUUAUGGCCAUGUCAGAUCCUCCGCUGUGGACCAAAUACCUAGAGUAUACAUUCACUGGCAUUUACACCUUUGAGUCUCUAAUAAAGAUCUUGGCCAGAGGGUUUUGCGUAGAGCCCUUCACCUUCCUCCGAGACCCAUGGAACUGGCUGGAUUUCAGCGUUAUCUCCAUGGCGUAUGUGACUGAGUUUGUGGACCUUGGCAAUGUAUCAGCAUUAAGGACAUUCAGAGUUCUACGUGCUUUAAAAACUAUAUCAGUGAUCCCAGGUUUAAAGACCAUUGUCAGUGCUCUCAUCCAGUCGGUUAAAAAGCUAGCGGACGUGAUGAUCCUCUCUGUUUUCUGUCUCAGUGUCUUCGCUCUGAUUGGUCUACAGCUCUUUAUGGGAAUCCUACGACAGAAGUGUGUCCGUAGCCCCGCCCUCUGCAUUAACUCCACCUACCCUGGCAACGGGAGCUUCGUUUGUAACAACAAGACCUGGCUCUCCAUCAAGGACUUCUUAACUAACGAAGACAAUUUCUACAAAAUUGAAGGAUCCAAGGAUGCCUUAAUAUGCGGAUACAGCAGUGAUGCUGGGAAGUGCCCUGAUGGAUUUGACUGUUUAAAAACAGGCCGGAACCCAAACUAUGGCUACACGAGCUUUGACACCUUUGGCUGGGCUUUCCUGGCUCUCUUCAGACUGAUGACACAAGACUACUGGGAAAACCUUUACCAUCAGACUUUACGGUCAGCAGGGAAGACCUACAUGAUUUUCUUUGUGUUGGUGAUAUUUCUGGGUUCGUUCUACCUGGUGAACUUGAUCCUGGCUGUCGUGGCCAUGGCAUAUGAAGAGCAAAACCAAGCCACCAUCGCAGAGGCCUGGGCAAAAGAAAGAGAGUUUCAGCUGGCGAUGGAACACCUGCGCAAGGAACAGAGAGCAUUAGCAAAACAGCGCAGAAAGGAGGCUGAGAUGGCCCUGAAUGCAGAUUUAUCUCCGUCACCUUUCUUACGGAAAGACUCUGUGAAAUGCCGAAGUAGAACGAGAUCCCACCAAACGCUUUCAGAGGAGAUGGAGGACAACUUUUUUCCAAAAUUUGACCCAUUUGAUGAAAAACCAGCUCACCCUCUCCUAGCCACUCUCUCCUCCCAUCCUCUGAGCACCCGUCGAGGAAGCCAGCUCAGUACCUUUAACUUCCGGCCACGCAACAGUUCAGAGGCUGACUUUGCAGAUGACGAACACAGCAUCCACGGUGAUGGGCGGAGCCGAGCGGGUUCCAUGGCGACACCGUGGAACAAGCGUCGUAUGGGCAGCAUCAAGAGUCACUCGUCGCAGGUGUUCAUGCCCAGCCUCACCCAUAACGGCAGACUUUCCCUGGACCAGAACGGCAUCACCAGCAUCGGCCCGCACACCCUGACCUCUGUUCCAGCGUUCAGCAUGGAGAAGGUCAGGGAGGACACGGAGCCAGUGUUUCAGAAUGAGCAGAGCUCUCCAGCUGCCAAGCUGACCGUCGACUUACAGGAGGAAGUCCCGCCCCCUCGCAGGAAGAGAGGACUGAGCUCUGUCAGCUUCUUCAGUGACGCUAUAGAGGAACUAGAAGAGGCCAAUCAGAAAUGUCCUCCAUGCUGGUAUGAAUUUGCGAAGAAGUACCUGAUUUGGACAUGUUCUCCUGCCUGGCUGAGAGUGAAGGAAGGGCUUAAAGUCAUGGUGAUGGACCCUUUCCUAGACCUUGCAAUCACCAUUUGUAUUGUUCUGAACACAUUGUUCAUGGCGCUGGAGCACUACCCCAUGACUGAUGAAUUCAACAGCAUGCUGAGUGUUGGAAACCUGGUGUUCACUGGAAUCUUCACGGCAGAGAUGGUGUUGAAGAUCUUUGCUCUGGAUCCAUACUAUUACUUUCAGCAAGGCUGGAACAUCUUUGAUGGAAUUAUUGUUUGUUUGAGUCUGAUGGAGUUGGGGCUUUCCAACGUGGAGGGUCUAUCUGUCCUCCGCUCGUUCAGACUGCUGAGAGUUUUUAAACUUGCAAAGUCAUGGCCCACCCUCAACACACUGAUAAAGAUCAUCGGUAACUCUGUGGGUGCCUUGGGAAACCUGACUCUGGUCUUGGCCAUCAUCGUCUUCAUCUUCGCUGUGGUGGGCAUGCAGCUGUUUGGAAAGAACUAUCAGGACUGUGUGUGUAAGAUCAGCUACGACUGCAUGCUUCCUCGCUGGCACAUGAAGGAUUUCUUCCACUCGUUCCUCAUCGUGUUCAGGGUCUUGUGCGGAGAGUGGAUCGAGACCAUGUGGGACUGUAUGGAGGUGGCCGGACAGCCGCUUUGCAUUCUGGUCUUCAUGCUGGUCAUGGUCAUAGGAAACCUAGUGGUGUUGAAUCUGUUUCUGGCCCUGUUGCUGAGCUCUUUCAGCUCUGAUAACCUGUCAGCACCCGAUGAUGACGGAGAAAUGAACAACCUUCAGAUAGCCAUCAGUCGAAUCCACUUUGGUUUCUCUUGGCUGCUGGAUGCCAUCAAAGAUCUCUUCAAUGGGAACUUGGCACGGCACAGACAGAAGGCCAAAGAGGUGCAGGUGUCAAUGAAAGAGAACCACACUGAGUGCAACGGCGGCGUGGGAAGUUUAGAGCGGCAUGGAGGGAAGUACAUUACUCCAGAAGGAGAGGACAGUUACAUGACCAAUCCCAACCUCACCAUCUGUGUCCCCAUUGCGCCAGGAGAGUCAGAUGUGGAAUUCACUGAGGAGGACGAGGAUGAGGAGACAGAGUCAUCAGAGGAUGAAGAUCAAAAACCGGAAGUCGUCAGCCUCUCUGAAGGAAGUACUGUGGACUUGAGGAAGCCUGGGGAAGAUGAGGAGGAAUAUUCGGAGAUGGCAGAUGAUGGCAUGGAUCCAGAAGAGUGUUUCCCUGAGUUCUGUAUACAGCGCUGUAAGUGUUGCAAUAUCAACACGACGAGAGGUCUUGGUCAAGCAUGGUGGAGGUUGAGGAAGACGUGCUAUCAGAUAGUUGAACACAGCUGGUUUGAGACCUUCAUCAUCUUCAUGAUCCUCCUCAGCAGUGGAGCUCUGGCAUUUGAAGACAUUUACAUUGAACAGAGGAAGGUGGUGAAGGUGGUGUUGGAAUAUGCUGAUAAGGUGUUCAGCUACAUCUUCGUGCUGGAGAUGUUUCUGAAGUGGAUCGCGUAUGGCUUUAAGAAAUACUUCACUAACUACUGGUGCUGGCUGGACUUCCUGAUUGUGGAUGUGUCUUUGAUUAGCUUGGUUGCUAACUCUCUUGGCUACUCAGACUUUGGGGCCAUUAAAUCUCUGAGGACUCUCAGAGCUCUGAGGCCCUUGAGGGCCCUGUCUAGAUUCGAAGGCAUGCGGGUGGUGGUGAAUGCACUGAUCGGGGCCAUCCCAUCCAUCAUGAACGUACUGCUGGUGUGCCUGAUCUUCUGGCUCAUAUUUAGCAUCAUGGGUGUAAAUCUCUUCGCUGGAAAAUUUGGGAAAUGUGUCAACAGGACAGGAUACAUUCACAGCUUAACCCUAGUCAACAACAAGAGUGACUGCCAGGCCAUGAAUGACACCCAGUUCUACUGGACCAAAGUGAAAGUCAACUUUGACAAUGUGGGUCUUGGAUACCUCUCACUUCUGCAGGUGGCAACAUUCAAAGGCUGGAUGGAAGUCAUGUACGCUGCUGUCGAUUCCCGUGGAGUUGAGGAGCAGCCCGUCAAAGAGAUAAACCUCUACAUGUACCUCUACUUCGUCAUUUUCAUUAUCUUUGGAUCCUUCUUUACCUUAAAUCUGUUCAUCGGUGUCAUCAUCGAUAACUUCAAUCAACAGAAAAGAAUGAUAGGUGGUCAGGAUAUAUUCAUGACUGAAGAGCAGAAAAAGUACUACAAUGCAAUGAAGAAACUCGGAUCGAAAAAGCCACAGAAACCAAUUCCAAGACCAGUGAACAUUUUACAAGGAUUCUUCUUCGACUUGGUGUCCAAGCAAGCCUUUGACAUCACUAUCAUGAUGCUCAUUAUUCUCAACAUGAUAACCAUGAUGGUCGAGACCGAUGAACAAUCUGCUCGCCAAGAGACUAUCCUCAAUAACAUCAACCUGGCCUUCAUUGUCAUCUUUACCACCGAAUGCCUCAUCAAGAUAUUUGCCCUCCGCUGCUAUUUCUUCACCAUUAGUUGGAACAUAUUUGACUUUGUAGUCGUUAUUCUGUCCAUCGUUGGAAUUGUCCUCGCUGACAUAAUAGAAAAAUACUUUGUGUCCCCAACUCUGUUUCGAGUGAUCCGGUUGGCAAGAAUAGGACGAGUUCUCAGACUAAUACGAGCAGCUAAAGGAAUAAGGACGUUACUUUUUGCCUUAAUGAUGUCGCUGCCGGCAUUGUUCAACAUCGGUCUCCUGCUCUUCCUGGUCAUGUUCAUCUAUGCCAUUUUUGGCAUGGCAAACUUCGCCUAUGUAAAGAAGCAGGGUGGGAUUGACGACAUGUUCAACUUUGAAACCUUCGGGAACAGUAUGAUCUGCCUUUUCCAGAUCACAACAUCGGCUGGCUGGGAUAACCUACUGGAUCCCAUUCUCAACAACUCUCCGGAAGAAUGUAGCUCGAGUUACAUCAACACCGGAACCAAUACCAAGGGCAAUUGCGGCAACCCAUCGGUAGGGAUUGCUUUCUUCGUCAGCUACAUCAUCAUUUCCUUCUUGAUCGUGGUCAACAUGUACAUCGCCAUCAUUCUGGAGAACUUCAGCGUGGCCACCGAAGAGAGCUCUGAACCUCUGAGCGAGGACGACUUUGAGAUGUUCUACGAGGUUUGGGAGAAGUUUGACGCUGAAGCCACGCACUUCAUUGAGUACUCAAAACUCUCGAGUUUCGCAGACAGUCUUUCAGAACCUCUGAGGAUCGCCAAACCCAACAAAAUCAAACUCAUCAACAUGGAUCUACCUAUGGUCAGUGGCGACAGGAUCCACUGCCUGGACAUCCUGUUCGCCUUCACCAAGAGGGUCCUCGGGGAGACAGGAGAAAUGGACGCUUUGAAGCAGCAAAUGGAGGAAAAGUUCAUGAUGGCAAACCCUUCCAAGUUAUCCCAUGAGCCCAUCACCACCACGCUGCGGCGCAAGCAGGAGGAGAUUUCGGCAUUCCUGAUCCAGCGCGCCUACCGGCGGCACCUGAUUAGACGGCAAAUGAAGCAGGCGUCUUACCUGUACAGGCACAUAAACCAAGACGCACACUGGCUGGAAGAGAACAGCGCUCUGGAGCGGGAAGGACUUAUAGCAUCAAUGAUUAAAGAGCUCUAUGGUCCCAAGAAGGGGCUGCUGUCCAAUGACGCUGUAACAAAGGAUCCUAGUGACCGUUUGAAGAUGUUAAAACCUGACCUGCAAUCCAGUGAGCCUCAUAAAUCAGAAGAGACAUAUGAUGAGACCUUUCUUUAGGAACUCUUUUCUAAGUAACCAAUCUUUGCUUGCUUUUUUUUUUUUUACCAUGUUUGGAUGUGUAAGUGUCCGAUCAAGAGGAAUCCAAAUGCAAAAACAAGAUUUCACUUUUAUAAUCUGUAAGAAAAUGUUUGGACAACCGGUUGUUUUUGUCACAAGAUAUGGCAUGGUAUCAUUGGAAACUGAAAAAAAUACAUGGACAUAUCAAUGCGAAAAUUUUAACUUUUCAGGUAGAGAAUAUAUUUGAGCUCAGAUUUGUUGCACAUAUCGCAACUGUAAUAUUGCACAGAUGUUAUUUUGGUUGUUUGCUAUAAAGCUUAACAGCCACAUGUUGUUUUCCCCAGAGUUUUUCAUUUUUCAGGAUUAAGUGAGAAAUGUUAUCACUAUCACAAUGGUACCACAAAAAGCCCCUAAAUGCAGUUGGAUUGACUACAGUGGAAAUUUCCUCUUACAAAGUGAAUAAUCUUGCAUUUUUAUCAGCGCUUGAGGAACUUUUGUUUUCUUGUUGAGCACAAGUAGGAAACUGUGUUUUAAAAUGGUUUAAUGGACUACUUAAGUAAAUACAUGUAUACAUAUUCCUGAUUUUGUUAUGCACAAGUAGUGCGUUAUUCCAAAGAAAGAAUCUAUGUAAUCUUUCAUCAAAAUGAAACUACUUUCCUGGCUGAUGUUAUGUAUUUCUCAACCCAUUCUCUCCAACAGCUUAGCUCCAUUUUGACAUUCAACACCCACUUUUUAUGAUUCAAUCAAUUCCCAAUGGAUAAAAAUCCAGAAUUGCCUAAAUUAUUUUGGGUUAAAUAUCCUGUUUCACUAA
Messenger RNA from Carassius auratus (goldfish), 6731 nucleotides. It is a transcript of the gene scn12aa, whose product is annotated as sodium channel, voltage gated, type XII, alpha a. Gene Ontology annotation, biological process: neuronal action potential; membrane depolarization during action potential; sodium ion transmembrane transport. Gene Ontology annotation, molecular function: voltage-gated sodium channel activity. Gene Ontology annotation, cellular component: voltage-gated sodium channel complex; plasma membrane. The transcript has 27 exons. Bases 125 to 5920 code for a protein of 1931 amino acids. Lineage: Eukaryota; Metazoa; Chordata; Actinopteri; Cypriniformes; Cyprinidae. The record is from RefSeq and is a predicted model, not a curated record.